AUGAGCGAUCUGCAUAUUUCAUUAUUGAACAGUGAUAUGAAUUUCGAUUAGUUAUAUGAUGUUGUUAGAUAAGAAUUAGUUGAAUUUCAGAAAAAUGUGGAUGAGUUGUAAGUUUUAGGAGAAAGCGAAAUUGAUUAACACAAUGUGAAUUAAGUGUUUUAGGCACUAAAAACAAUUUAGUUACAGUAAUUGAACCUUAAAGAGAAGAUUAUUAAAUUGGAGCAAUAAUCGCGAGGGGUCGAAUAAAGAAACAAAACUAAAAAAUUAAGAGAUUUAUAUACUAGCCACCUACAAAGAUAGUAGUAAUUGUAUAAGAAUAUGGUGAAUGAUUGUGGAUACGAACCACUGAAAGAUGUAUUAAAAGAAAUAGAUAAAAUGAUGAAAUUAUCAUCUAAGUAAGAUGUUUAGAAUUAUGUCUUGAAUUCACAAAUUCAAUCGAAAUAAUCAACCUCUGGAGGCAGUACUAACCAAUCUUAAAUGCAAUUAUAAAAUGUAGAACCUUUAGAGCAAUAUGAACAUUUGGAUUGGAAUAAUCAACUUAUAAAGCAAAACCAAGAAGACCUUGAUAAAUUGCAAAUGAAAGCAUACACCGUAAAUAAAAUAGUAUAGGAUCUGGCAUUGGAAAUAGAGCAUCAAGGUACAAUCUUUGAUGAAAUUGAGACAAAUGUUACAACUACUAUGGUGCAUGUUGUUGGGGCCGGAGAAUAAUUGGAAAAAACAUAAGAGUAAUAAAAGUCAGGAAAGAAAAAGUUAUGGUGUAUGCUGAUCUGCGCUUUUAUAACUUUUUUGGUUCUGCUUUUAAUUUUAUUAUUGUGA
Paramecium tetraurelia is the source of this 816-nucleotide messenger RNA. RefSeq lists its product as uncharacterized. Gene Ontology annotation, cellular component: membrane; SNARE complex; endomembrane system. Gene Ontology annotation, molecular function: SNARE binding; SNAP receptor activity. Lineage: Eukaryota; Ciliophora; Oligohymenophorea; Peniculida; Parameciidae. The record is from RefSeq and is a predicted model, not a curated record. Gene Ontology annotation, biological process: intracellular protein transport; vesicle-mediated transport; vesicle fusion. The transcript is spliced from 3 exons.